AGAAGAAAACGGGCCGGAGCAGCGGAGACAGGCGGACUCAGGGAUCGUUUCACUCGGGUGAUUGUACUGACUCGCACCAGCGGUCCUCAGGUGUCAGUAUGUCGAAAACCGUCAGUGCUGAGGAGAUCGAGGAGAUCAGGGAGGGUUUCCAGAAAGUGGAUGUGGAUGGUAAUGGCUACAUCUGCGCCUCUGAACUCGGGAAUCUCUUCCAAGAGGUGGGCUGUUCUUUGCCUGGAUACCAGAUCAGAGAACUGCUUCAGAGGCUGGACCGAAACAAAGACAGUCGCAUCAGUUUUGAAGAGUUCACGGCUAUUUUCCAGGAACUGAAGGAUGACCGCCUGGCCAAGGGUUUCAGGAAAGCUCUCAACAAAAAAGAAGGCAUCGUCGCCAUCGGGGGCACCAGUGAGAUCUCUAGUGAAGGAACUCAACACUCAAUCUCUGAGCAGGAGCGCUUUGCCUUCGCCAACUAUAUCAACUCCUCUAUGGAGAAGGAUCCAGACUGUGCACAUGUUCUGCCCAUCAACCCCAGCACUGAAGCUCUGUUUAAAGCAGUGUCAGACGGCAUCCUGAUCUGUAAACUCAUCAACAUCUCUGUUCCUGACACCAUCGAUGAGAGAACCAUCAACAAAAAGAAACUCACUCCUUUCACCACACAGGAGAAUCUGAACUUGGCCUUGAAUUCAGCAUCUGCCAUCGGCUGCCAGGUCGUCAAUAUCGGAGCUCAGGAUCUUAAGGAGGGUAAACCUCACCUGGUGCUCGGGCUCCUCUGGCAGAUUAUCAAGAUCGGACUGUUUGCUGACAUAGAGCUGAGCCGCAAUGAAGCUAUCGCAGCCUUGCUGGAGGAAGGGGAGAGUCUGGAGGAGCUGAUGAAACUCAGUCCUGAAGAGCUGCUGCUGCGCUGGGCCAAUUUCCACCUAAAGAAAGUUGGCAUGUCCAUAUCAAACUUUUCUGGAGACAUUAAGGACUCCAAAGCGUAUUUCCACCUGCUUGAGCAGAUCGCUCCAGACGGCAGCAAAGAGGACGUUCCGCGAGUCGAGGUCGAUAUGACUGGUGUCUAUGAGAAGGAUCUCAUGAAGAGAGCAGAGUGUAUGCUCCAACAGGCCGACCGCCUCGGCUGCCGACAGUUUGUGACGGCUAUAGAUGUUGUGGGUGGCAACGCCAAGCUCAACAUGGCCUUCGUAGCCACGCUCUUCAACAAACACCCAGCUCUCACCAAACCAGAGAACCAGGACUGGCAUCUGGAGAGUGAGACCAGAGAGGAGAAAACCUUCAGGAACUGGAUGAACUCUCUCGGAGUCAAUCCUCAUGUUCACCAUAUCUACGGUGAUCUGCAGGAUGCCAUGGUGAUCCUCCAGCUUUAUGAAAGGAUUAAGGUGCCUGUGGACUGGGACCACAGAGUCAACCACCCUCCAUUCAAAGGAAUAGGAGGAGGACAUUUAAAAAAGAUGGAAAACUGUAGCUAUGCUGUGGAGCUGGGGAAGAAUAAAGCAGGUUUCUCUCUGGUGGGAAUCGGGGGACAGGACCUCUAUGAUGGGAAUGAGACUCUAACUCUGGCACUGGUCUGGCAGCUGAUGAGGAGGUACACUUUGAAUGUUCUUGAAGACCUUGGACAUGGAGAAGUUGCAGGAGAUGACUUGAUAAUUUCAUGGGUUAAUAAGACGUUGGCUGAAGCUGGAAAGAGUUCAUCCAUCAAAAGCUUUAAGGACAAAUCAAUUGCCACCAGUCUUCCAGUUCUGGACAUCAUUGAUGCCAUCCAGCCAAACAGUGUGAACUUUGAGCUGGUGAAAACGGGAACACUGUCGGACGAAGACAAACUGGACAACGCCAAGUAUGCAGUUUCAAUGGCGAGGAAGAUUGGAGCGAAGGUCUACGCCCUGCCUGUAGACUUGGUGGAGGUCAACCCCAAGAUGGUGAUGACCAUCUUCGCCUGCCUGAUGGGAAGAGGCAUGAAGAGGGCAUAAAAGACACACACGCUCACACACACACACUCGCACACACACACACACACAAUGACUGUUUGCCCGUUUGAAUGAAUGAGACCUGAAGAGAGGGAACAAAGAGAUAUACUCUUGUUCUUUUAAGUGAUUAUGCUGCAUUAGCCAAAUAGGAAGAGACACUGUGUUCAUCCGUCAUAACCCAGAAAUGGACAUUUGUCUACAUUGAUACAAACAAUAGUGAUACUCUGAGGCUUCAAAGGGAAUGGGACUUUUUCUUGAAGGAGACAUAUUAUGCUCAUUCAGUCAUCAAUCUGACUGCAGCAUCUGUUCAGCCUCUGUGUGAGUCUUGGUUUUAGCUCCUCUGAUUGGUCAGCCGGUUCUCUCUGUUGUGAUUGGUCAACCAAUUCCAGCCUCUGUUAAUUGGCUUCUGUCCUUGCUCUACCCGGCUUUGUUGGGAUGGCAUGCCAGACUAGCUGCCGCCUAAUACUUCCUUGGCAUCAUGAUGUCACAUGACCGCUCAGACUCCCGACAAGUGUUUUCUGUGGAGGAGAGGAGCUCCCUUUACCACUGAUCUUGGGCUUUUAACUUUUACACACACACAAACAAAUCUAUAGAUCACACAAGAAGGGAAAUUGAAAAAGCACAACAUGUCUACUUUGAUGGUCAGACACUUUGCAGUAAUGCGGUACUUCUGUAAAGUCCAAAUGAAAAAUAUUUGGGGGUUUAGGGUCAAUAUUUCUAGAUCUUUUUCUUUUUUGGCAGCAGAGUCACAAAAUGCUUGUUGAUAUGAAUCCAA
This is a messenger RNA of Pleuronectes platessa (European plaice), 2733 nucleotides long. RefSeq names its product plastin-3. The record is from RefSeq and is a predicted model, not a curated record. Gene Ontology annotation, cellular component: actin filament; cytoplasm; actin filament bundle. NCBI's taxonomy places the organism in Eukaryota, Metazoa, Chordata, Actinopteri, Pleuronectiformes, Pleuronectidae. Gene Ontology annotation, biological process: actin filament network formation; actin filament bundle assembly. Bases 99 to 1961 code for a protein of 620 amino acids. Gene Ontology annotation, molecular function: calcium ion binding; actin filament binding. The transcript has 16 exons.